GGCCACGCCUGCCGCCGAGGCGGCGCUCGCCGGGGCCGCGACAGUUCGCGGGUCCCACUCUCCGCUGCUACCAGCAUGUCGCCCGAGGACUCCGAGGAGACUCUGCCGCUUUUGCGGCCGCCGGACGCUAGCGUUCCCCGCGGCCGCCGGGUCUUCCUCGCCGCCUUCGCCGCCGCCCUGGGCCCGCUCAGCUUCGGCUUCGCGCUCGGCUACAGCUCGCCCGCCAUCCCCAGCCUGCGGCGCACGGCGCCCCCCGCCCUGCGCCUCGGAGACAGUGCGGCCUCCUGGUUUGGGGCCAUCGUGACCCUGGGCGCUGCGGCAGGGGGCGUACUGGGCGGCUGGCUCGUGGACCGUGCGGGGCGCAAGCUGAGCCUCCUGCUCUGCACCGUGCCCUUCGUGACCGGCUUCGCUGUCAUCACCGCGGCCCGGGACGUGGGGAUGCUGCUCGGAGGCCGCCUCCUCACUGGCCUAGCUUGCGGAGUCGCCUCGCUAGUGUCACCGGUCUAUAUCUCAGAAAUUGCCUACCCAGCCAUCCGAGGACUGCUCGGCUCCUGUGUGCAGUUGAUGGUGGUCACCGGCAUCCUUUUGGCCUAUGUGGCAGGCUGGGUCCUAGAGUGGCGCUGGCUGGCCGUGCUGGGCUGUGUGCCCCCCACCUUCAUGCUGCUGCUCAUGUGCUGUAUGCCUGAGACCCCACGAUUCCUCCUGACUCGACACCAGCACCAGGAGGCCAUGGCUGCCCUUCGGUUCCUGUGGGGCUCCGAGGAGGGCUGGGAAGAGCCCCCCAUUGGGGUUGAGCACCAGGGCUUCCAGCUGGCUAUGCUGAGGCGUCCUGGCGUCUACAAGCCCCUCGUCAUUGGCAUUUCACUCAUGGCCUUCCAGCAGCUGUCGGGGGUCAAUGCCAUCAUGUUCUAUGCCGAGACCAUCUUUGAAGAGGCCAAGUUCAAGGACAGCAGCCUGGCCUCGGUCACCGUGGGCAUCAUCCAGGUCCUGUUCACUGCUGUGGCGGCCCUCAUAAUGGACAGAGCAGGGCGUAGGCUGCUACUGACCUUGUCGGGUGUGGUCAUGGUAUUCAGCAUGAGCGCCUUUGGUGCCUACUUCAAGCUGACCGAGAGUGGCCCCAGCAACUCCUCCCAUGUAGGCCUCCUGGUGCCCAUCUCUGCGGAGCCCGUUGAUGUCCAUGUGGGGCUGGCCUGGAUGGCUGUAGGCAGCAUGUGCCUCUUCAUUGCUGGCUUUGCAGUGGGCUGGGGACCCAUCCCCUGGCUCCUCAUGUCCGAGAUCUUCCCUCUGCAUGUCAAGGGUGUGGCUACCGGUGUCUGUGUCCUCACCAACUGGUUCAUGGCCUUUCUGGUGACAAAAGAGUUCAGCAGCAUCAUGGAGAUCCUCAGGCCCUACGGUGCCUUCUGGCUCACCGCUGCCUUCUGCAUCCUCAGCGUCCUCUUCACGUUGACCUUCGUCCCUGAGACUAAAGGCCGGACUCUGGAACAGAUCACAGCCCAUUUCGAGGGACGAUGACAGCCCCUUCUGUGACUGGCAGCCCUGAGCUGGGCUAGCUUUGGGUUUCAGAAGGAGUCGAGUGGCCUGUAGCUGAGCCACGCCUCACUUUGAGCCUGGAGCCCCUGACUCCUCAGGCCUCAGAGCCCCUCCUUGUCCAGGGGUACGAGGUUCACCAGAUUCUGGGUCUAGUCUCUGCGGCCUGCAGCACACACAGGACAUCUGAGGAGCUGUGCAGUCGUGCCUGGCACGCGUCUCCUUCCUCAGACUAAAGCAUCUGAACUGACAUGAUGGCUCCUGUAUCCUGUUUUCUGGCCGGGGAUCUUCUGGAUCCUGGGUCCUAAGCACCCACCUGUGCCUCCCACCUGACUGUGGGAUCCGAAAGGAAUUUGGCCACAUAAAAGUUGGGCUCAGAAACAAGACUGUGACCUCUCUGAGUGAGCCCAGGUGGAGAAGAGAAUAUUCUAGUCAACCUAACCAAACCCGCCCUCCUCGGCCCUGCCCAGAGGUCCUGUGGAUCACUGUGGGGUCAGCCGGCCAGCUUACCCAUCACUUUUCCUGGGCUCGGUGUCCGGGUCAUUAGUCACCAAAUCUUGUUGAGUUUCAGAAAAUAAAAAACCUCUUUCUGUUGGACUUUAA
Mesocricetus auratus (golden hamster) is the source of this 2130-nucleotide messenger RNA. It is a transcript of the gene Slc2a8, whose product is annotated as solute carrier family 2 member 8. Gene Ontology annotation, cellular component: membrane. The coding region runs from base 76 to 1512 and encodes 478 amino acids. Gene Ontology annotation, biological process: transmembrane transport. The record is from RefSeq and is a predicted model, not a curated record. NCBI's taxonomy places the organism in Eukaryota, Metazoa, Chordata, Mammalia, Rodentia, Cricetidae. The transcript is spliced from 10 exons. Gene Ontology annotation, molecular function: transmembrane transporter activity.